This is a messenger RNA of Sinocyclocheilus grahami, 991 nucleotides long. RefSeq names its product eukaryotic translation initiation factor 4 gamma 2-like. NCBI's taxonomy places the organism in Eukaryota, Metazoa, Chordata, Actinopteri, Cypriniformes, Cyprinidae. The coding region runs from base 28 to 432 and encodes 134 amino acids. The transcript has 4 exons. Gene Ontology annotation, molecular function: guanyl-nucleotide exchange factor activity; translation initiation factor binding; translation initiation factor activity. The record is from RefSeq and is a predicted model, not a curated record. Gene Ontology annotation, cellular component: eukaryotic translation initiation factor 2B complex.
ACUGAUAAGGGUUUUGUUAACAUUCUGAUGACCAGCUUUUUGCAGUUCAUUUUCCACGAGAUGUUCUUCACUGAACCAGAUGACCAAUUAUCUGCACCUACGAAAGAGCAGCUCGACCAGGAAAAGCAGCUGCUACUUGCUUUCAAACCGGUGAUGCAAAAAUUCCUGCAUGAUCACGUGGACCUGCAAGUCAGUGCACUCUAUGCGCUACAAAUCCACUGCAACGCCCAUGCUUUUCCCAAAGGAAUGUUACUGCGCUACUUUGUCUACUUCUAUGAUAUGGAGAUAAUAGAAGAAGAGGCCUUCCUAGCGUGGAAAGAAGAUAUUACACAGGAGUUUCCAGGGAAAGGAAAAGCAUUGUUCCAGGUGAACCAGUGGCUCACCUGGCUGGAGACGGCAGAAGAGGAAGAGUCUGAGGAGGAACCUGACUAAAGAACCAGCCAAAGCCUUGACGUACUCACCUCUCCCGUUUCCUUUCACCAUCUCUCCUUUCACCUGUGUUAACAUCCGCACUCCACUCCGUGCUGCUGUUUUUUGCAGUGUCAAGCCAACGUAUUAUUCACGCUUCUCUUUGGCCUCAUUGUUUAAAGCAUGCAAUGACUAGCAUCUGUUCAGAACCACCACAGAUAAAUAGUAUUAGCAGCUUGAAACUGCAUCUUUUUUAUAUAUGUAUUUUUGCUUUUAAGAACUUGUAUUUGCAAAAGCCUUUUGUGCUGCUGUUAAUUUCAGCACAAAACUAUUGAAAUGCACUUUUGCUCCGUGUCAUAUUGAGUUGCUGCAAUUUUCACUUUUGUUUGUUACAAAGAAUCCUCCGUAAUCAUUGGUUACCAUAACGUUUAGCGGAUGCGUUGUUCAUACCUCACAGUAGUGGCUUUAGUGUGUGUGUGAUGGAGUCUAAUGGAAAAACUCUCCAGGUCUGUGAAACAGGAAAAAUUGUUUACUUUUUUCAGUUAUGAUUGUAAAAUUAUUAUUAUUAUUUUUUUUUCCUUCC